AUCUGCAUCAAUCUGUGUCACAUGCGUUUGUCAUGUUCCUCUCUCGUCUCGUUCACAUUUCAUUCAAUUUAAACACCCAACGGCAUCUCCCAAACACUGUUUAAUUGAGAGCGCGCUUCAGAGUUGUGUUUAGCAAUGGCGCAUUCAAUUUGGUUCUUCUUCUUCGUGUCCCUUCUCUCUCUCUUCGCAUCUCAGAUCUCCGCAAACGAGACUGAAGCCAAAGAGUUCGUUCUCACAUUGGAUCAUUCCAACUUCUCCGAUACCGUUAGCAAUUACAAUUUCAUCGUCGUCGAGUUCUACGCUCCUUGGUGCGGCCACUGUAUGAAGCUUGCUCCUGAGUAUGAGAAAGCUGCUUCUAUCUUGAGUAGCCAUGAUCCUCCAGUUCUUUUAGCUAAAGUUGAUGCCAAUGAUGAAAAGAACAGAGAACUUGCAAACGAAUUUGAAGUUCAGGGAUUUCCAACAAUUAAGAUUCUGAGAAAUGGGGGUAAGGUCGUGCAAGAAUACAAAGGUCCACGUGAAACAAAUGGUAUUGUUGACUAUUUGAAAAAGCAAAGUGGUCCUGCAACAACUGAAAUUAAAUCUGUUGAUGAUGCUAGUGUUAUUAUUGGUGAAAAUAAAGUUGUUAUUGUUGGGAUUUUCCCAAAAUUUUCUGGGGAAGAGUUUGAGAACUUUACUGCAUUGGCAGAGACAUUGCGUUCUGAAUACGAUUUUGGUCACACUUUGGAUGCCAAACACCUUCCUCGGGGAGAAUCAUCAGUGACUGGGCCCGUAAUUAGAUUAUUUAAGCCAUUUGAUGAGCUUUUUAUUGACUUCAAGGAUUUCCAUGUGGAAGCUUUAGAAAAAUUUGUUGAAGAAUCCAGUGUCCCUAUUGUGACUAUCUUUAACAAUGACCCAAGCAAUCACCCGUUUGUUAUCAAAUUCUUUAACAAUCCCCAUGUAAAGGCAAUGAUGUUCAUCAACUUCACUGCUGACACGGCUGAUUCUCUGAAAUUAAAAUACCAUGAAACUGCCGAGCAAUAUAGAAAAGAGGGCAUAAGCUUUCUAGUGGGAGACGUUGAGGCCAGUCAAGGUGCAUUCCAGUAUUUUGGCCUUAAGGUGGACCAAGUGCCUCUAAUUAUCGUUCAACAUAAUGACGGGUCAAAAUUUUUGAAAACUAAUUUGGAACCUGAUCAUAUUGCAACUUGGUUGAAGGCAUACAAGGAUGGAAAUGUUGAACCAUUUAAGAAGUCUGAACCUAUUCCGGAAGUUAACAAUGAACCUGUUAAAGUGGUGGUUGCAGACAAUUUUCAGGACGUAGUUUUCAACUCAGGGAAAAAUGUUUUGCUGGAGUUUUAUGCACCUUGGUGUGGUCAUUGCAAAAAGUUGGCUCCAAUAUUGGAGGAAGUUGCUGUUUCAUAUCAAAGUAAUCCUGAUGUUGUUAUUGCAAAACUGGAUGCAACUGUCAACGAUAUCCCUAGUGAACCUUUUGAUGUACGAGGAUAUCCAACUCUGUACUUCAGGUCAGCAAGUGGAAAGAUAUCACAGUAUGAUGGAAAUAGGACGAAGGAAGAUAUCAUAGAUUUCAUUGAAAAGAACCGGGAUAAACCGGAUCAACAAGAACAAGUAAAAGAUGAGCUUUGAAUGAGGAAUGCAGCUGUUUCUCCGAGUAUAUAGACACACACUAAGUUGUAUGUAGGAUCUCGAAUCUUUUUAGCAUUUAAAUUAACCAUCUUAGUGAGUUUCUUUGUGAACCUUUUACCCUUUCAAUUUUGUCUUCGUUUAUACAUUUUUUUUUCUGAAUAAGA
Molecule: messenger RNA, 1784 nt
Organism: Abrus precatorius (Indian licorice)
Lineage: Eukaryota; Viridiplantae; Streptophyta; Magnoliopsida; Fabales; Fabaceae
Product: protein disulfide-isomerase-like
Exons: 11
Coding region: 136-1620 (494 amino acids)
Biological process (GO): response to endoplasmic reticulum stress; protein folding
Cellular component (GO): endoplasmic reticulum
Molecular function (GO): protein disulfide isomerase activity
Source: RefSeq, a predicted model, not a curated record